CGUAUGACGUUAGUCGCGUUUGAUGUCUUAGGUCUGUGCAGCUUUGACGAAACAUCAAAGUCUCCCUUCUUCUCACCACUACAUCUUCUCCUUUUUUUUUUCUUCCUGUCGCAUCUCUCUCGAUGAAGUCAACGCUCCUUUCCUGGAGCCUCAUGGCCCCUGCGACACUAAGCUUCGCCGCCGUCGCAUCAGAAUUCACCAACCCGACAUAUCGCCAUGGCGCUCAUUCUCCCUCGCAAUACGUCGUAGAAGACGCAGCAGCACACGGGAUCCUUCCCCUCGAGGUCGGGGUCGGACACUUCAGCGAGUGGAGUCGAGAUACAAAAAAGCGAUUCUUCAUCGAUUGGCAGGAUUCCAAAGAAAAUGAAUGGGUCUUUGUCAUGGGGAACGAAGGUGGAGAUCUGGACAGUAUGGCCAGCGCGCUUACAUGGGCGUAUCAUCUGGAGCAUUCGACCAUGAAUUCUUCGAAGCCGCUUAAGGCUAUCGCGUUAUUGCAGACGUCUAUGGAUGCCCUUGAUCUACGCCCGGAGAACAAAGUUGCGUUGAGCAACUCCAAAAUGACUUCGGGUCAUGAGGACUUGCUCACCAUGGAUGAACUCCCUGAAGACCCGGAGACACUGAGUAGGAAGCUCAAGGGGAUAAUUCUCGUCGAUCACGCAACUCCUCUCCGUAAAUGGGAACACGCCAAAAUCCUCAGCAUCUUUGACCACCACGUCGACAAAGGUGCCGCGCCCUCGGCCAAGCCCCGCGUCUUCGAAAAAGUAGCAUCAUGCACCACCCUCGUAGCACGACAAAUGCUCGAUGAGCUAGAAGACCUUCCUUCCGAAUACCACAUGCCGCACGAACUCCUCGAACUGAUUCUUAGCGCCAUCGCAAUUGACUCCUCAGGUCUCGACUCUGCCGUUCCUGCCGACUCAAAAACUGCCGCCCGCGUCCUCGCCCGCAGCCGCUGGGCCGACCGCUCCCUCUCGUCCGCCAUGUCCUCGCUCGCCCGCGAACUAAAAGACGCAAAGAAGGACCUUGACGGGCUAUCUGUUCGCGAUCUUCUCCGUCGCGACUGGAAAGGGGAUCUCGUCGAUACGCCGUCGCCACGCACCCCGACUGUCAGCCUUGGCUUUGCGUCUAUUCCGUACUCGCUCGAUGCGCAGAUUCGCAAAACUGGGUUUGGAGAGUUGUUCCACUGGUUCUCGAUUCACGCAGCGUGGACCGCUGCUACGGGCGUCGAUAUCGACAUCUGCCUUAACAAGUACAAAACGCGUGACGAAGAGACGGGCAAGAAGAAGAAGAUCCGCGAGAUCGUGCUUACAGUACGCGAUGAUGUAAGGAUAGAUGAAAGGCAGGCCGACUCGCUAUUCCGGCUUGUGUACGAGGCGUUGGAAGCGGAUGAGGGUUUGAAAUUGAAGAGGUGGGCGAGAGCUGGGGAGUUGGGACCGAGACAGAUGGUCUGGACCCAUGAGAGCGGCGCGGGGAGGAAGGUCAUCAGGCCUAUUGUGGAGGAGGCUGUUCGACAAUGGGAUAUGUAG
This is a messenger RNA of Periconia digitata, 1523 nucleotides long. The record is from the annotation of a GenBank genome assembly. Lineage: Eukaryota; Fungi; Ascomycota; Dothideomycetes; Pleosporales; Periconiaceae.